UCUUUCAACGACGACCAUCACCAUCACUCUUCCCCUGCUGUCAUGUCCGACCUCGACGCAGACCUCUAUGGCGACCUCUACGGCAACGAUGAGCAAGAGUUCGCAGUCCCAACUGAGCGCGCAGAGGAACCCACCCCUACACACUCUCAAGACGCACAGGCUCCACAACAUACGCAGCCAGCACAGAUAAAAACGGAGAAACCACCAGAAACCCUCAGUUCACCGUUGCCCAUUCCGAGCGCUACACCAAGCACCGCACCUUCGAACGGAUCCAAUGGCUCCGCAAUACCGUCUUACACGUCGGAGUCGGCACAGCCAAUACAGACUUAUCAAGAGCGUCAAGCGGAUGACUACCGGGAGGUACCGCAACCUCGUCAAGACUAUCAGCCUGGCGGUUCUGCCGACCGACCCGUGCGGCCCUCAGAAAUGAAGGAGGAAGGGUGAGUCUCUUGAUUCCGCGGUGCUGACCUUCUUCAGGGCGCUCGCUGUGCUGUCCGCUUGACUAGGAUGGGUCGCAACUGGGCCUUGAUUAUGGGACAAGGCUGCUUGUGUAGCAAUGCGCGCGGCGCCGCGGUAGUCACCCAAUAUUGCCUACGACUAGCUCUAG
This is a messenger RNA of Rhodofomes roseus, 607 nucleotides long. RefSeq lists its product as uncharacterized. The transcript has 2 exons. The coding region runs from base 43 to 444 and encodes 133 amino acids. NCBI's taxonomy places the organism in Eukaryota, Fungi, Basidiomycota, Agaricomycetes, Polyporales, Fomitopsidaceae. The record is from RefSeq and is a predicted model, not a curated record.